GUCACGGCAACAGCAGGCAAUAAUGGUACCUCCCUCUCAACACGGACUGCUCCCUUGGAAGAGUGCUUCCGACGAUGCGAAAAUGGAUUUGUCGGCUAAGUAUCAGAAACUUGCAACUGAAUACGCUAAGCUGAAGGCACAGAUCCCAGUACUGAAAAAAGCAUAUCUAGAUGAGCAGACAGAAUGCGGUACUAUAAAGGAGCAAGUCAAGGAGAAGGAGCAGGCAGUUCGCAAGUAUCAGCAGGAGGUGGACAGCCUGGCCUUCCGUAACCAGCAGUUGUCCCGCCGUGUCACUGUGCUACAAGAGGAACUGGAUGCUCUUGAAAUGCAAAAGAAAAAACACAAGAACAAAGGUGGGGAUGUUUCCAGCCCAGAAAGACUUCAGCCUAGUCUGAGUGUGGUUGACGAAGAACUGCAGAAAAAGAUAGAAGAGAAUGCUAGACUUCACAGUCAGCUGCAUGAACUGUCAGUAAAUUAUGACCAAACAAUAUCGGAGUUGGAGGGGAAACUGAAGACUUCAGAGCAUGACCGUACACAACAUGAGGAUGUGCUGACAACACUUAGACAGAAUUGUAAAGCACAAGUAGAACGGCUUCAGCAAGAAAAGGCUAUGGUUGAGGUGAAACUACAGUCUCAAGAAGCAGAAAACAGAGAGUACAGAACAAGAUCGGAAUUAGCUGAGCAGAAUUUAGCAACUGUCACCCAAGAUCUACAGUCAAGACUCUCCAGCGCCACUAAAAUUAUUUCGGACAAGUUACCUUUUAUUGACACAAAACACAGGGACAUAAAUGGAUUGAACCUCCCAACCCAUGAUCGCAAACAUCAGCUACGAUCUCGGGAACUGAUUACACAGGCUGCCAGCCUGGUUGGGGAGCUAACCCAGGGUCUGUCAAACUUUUUCACAUACAGUGAACAGCGAUCACGCAUCUACCCAGCUGAUGGGGUUACUGAGCAAUAUAGUCCUACUACAUUUAAGUAUUGUAAAUAUCUUCAUGAAAAUUUAGCAUCUCUUCGGCCUGUAGAACAGUCCUUGAAGAAGUUCGCAGAGGAGCUUAGAGAUGACUCUUUAACUGUACUGGAAACAGCCACUCAUCUUCAAGCAUUCUCCAAACAUUUCACUAAUCUUGUAGCUUAUUGCAACAAGCUUUUACCUUACCAAGUGUUGAGUCUGGAAGAAGAGAACCAAGUAUCAUCGUGCACAUCAACUCUUGCUGCCAAAAAUGUUGAUCUUCUGAAGUCACUAGCUCGUCUCAAUGCCAUCUUCAACAAACUAGAUACAUAUGUAGCAAUUCUAGCUGUUCAGAGCAAACAGGGAGAUGGACAUCCACAGUGUAGCUACCCUCGUUUCUUCAGAAUGUUAAGCAUUGCAAUGGAACAGUUUCAUGAAGCUGUCAGAGAAGUGUCUAAGCAUUAUAACUCUAAAGUGUCCCUUGAGCACCAGCUGCCCACCGCCACACAGAAGCUGAAGACCACUGAUGAGUGUGUGGUGUCUUCACUUAUUUCUCUUGUCACCAGCAGUGGAAAGAUGUCAGCUUUCUUGUCUGGUAACCUGGAUUUCUUCUCCGAGACUGCUGGGUAUCGUACUCGAGGAAGUAGCAUUGGGACAGAGAUUGCAUGGGAUGGACCUCGUUCGCAUCCUGCAGUGUCAGAUUUUCGUCAGAAAGCUGCUAGUUAUCUUUCCUGUCUUAACCAGCAUCCUCGUCCAGAUUCUGUGCCUCAUAGGAUAGCUGUUCAGAAUCGUAAAACAUUGUUAAGCUCAGCUGAGAGCAAGGAGGGCCUGGCAAAGCAGAUACUGGUUUUCCAAGAGCGUGUGGGUCGCCUUGAGCAGGAGAAGGAACACUGGGUUCUAGAGUUGCAGCUCGUGAAAAUCAAGUAUGAAAAUGAACAGCAGAAAGUGAAGAAGCUGGAACAAGAGAUUGAGGCUCUGCGCAGCUCAAGUGGUGUUGUCAGUACCAUAUCCAGUGCUGCAACAAGAAGCUCAGUUGAAGACAGCAUAGAUAUGCUGUCUCUUUCUCCCCAUUUUGAUAGACGAACCGAAUCCACAGGCUCAUCUUCUGGAAUGUCUGCAGAGACCAGCAUGGUUGGUUCACUAGAAGUACAGCGUGAUACUGGGGCAGGCGAUGCUGACACAAGAGAACAGUUGAUCAAGAACCACUUCACUCAGCGUAUCAAUGACCUCACUCUGCAGCUGCAGUUGGCUGACAGUAAAGCUGUUGCCUUCCACGCUGAGGUCAGGGCAUUGCACAAGCAGUUGCGACUGGCAGAACGCAGCAAGCAUUUAUCCGAGGACGAGCUCAAGUCUGCAAGUCAGACUAUUGCUCAGCUCAAGGAUGAGCUACAGACAACAGCUAAGAGCUAUGAGGGUCAGUUGAGCAUGAUGAGUGAACACUUGGCCGGCAUGAACGAGAAGCUUGCUCAGCAGAAGGAUGAAAUAGAUGAACUACGGGCGGUACAAGCACAGAACAAAAAUGUUCUCAGUAAAGUGACAAAGAAAUCAAAGAAGUAAAUUACAUCAUUUAUAGUUUACUACCAAUGGUUCUGUUCUAGACAGCUUUUUUACACUCAUCUGCCUUUGUGUGAUAUGAGCAGUAUGCUGUUUUGUGACUGGAAACCAAAUGAACUUCUUCACUUGAACAUGACACAUGAUUGUAUGAAUAUUUGUAUUUGAAGUACACAGAACUGAUGUAAGGAAGAUGUGCAGUUUUCACAAAAUGUCUUUAUUUUUGUGCUUGAAUGGGCAUACUAGUAAGACUAUAGUUUUUGCUAUAUCCCCCCUUUUGUCCAUCAGUUUGCAUCCUGGAAGUGAAAAAAAACUUGAUGAAAAAGUGUAAAUAUGAUGCAGUUUUCCAGUCGUCACUAUUACAUGAUCCUUACUCUGUAUGUGUGUGUAUGUGGUACCCACAUGUACACAAACAAGCAGUAAGUUUAAAGUUAAAAUGCCAUGACUUAAGGUGGGGUGUAUGUCUUUUUCUGGAUACCUGUUAGACGUUUCAGAAGUAUUCACCUGGUAAUUGUGAAAUCGAGCCUUUUCAAUGUUGUGAAAUUAUAUCUUUUUGAAACCCAGAAAUUGUAACUGUCAGUCACCAUAAUGAUCUGUGUAUUGUCCAGUGUUGGUAGGUAGAAGAAUGCAUUAUUAGGAAAUCUUCGUCUCACAUUUUUACUCAAUCUCCUUGCAUGAGUUGUAUUUAUGGGUGAAGAUGAAAUUGCCUAUUAAUCACAGCAUGUUGGGUGGUUCAUCACAGAAGGGAAGGACUAAAUAGUACAACAUUUAGAAAAGGGAAUAUUUGGAGACAUGGUUGUGGAUUUAAAGGUAUUGUGUACUACUGUUGACAAUCUAUAUGCCUGAUGCUUGUGAAAUCUGUUGUCAGAUGCUGGCAUGUGGGUGUGAAACAGAUGUAUCUGUAGAAUAUUGUUUUUUUCAGUAACAGUUUUUGAUUUAAGUUUUUUGGAUAAAGUACACCCAAAACCUUAAUCCAAUUGCUUCAGCUAGGUUUGGUCCUUUAUUGACUUGUCUGUAGUUGUUAUUUGGCGACCUUUGCUUCAUUUUGCUAUGUAAACAGAGUUUUCUCACCUGUGAUAUUAUAAAUUUUUUGAUCUUCUUAAUCAUCCAUUUCUUAUAGCAGGUUUUGCUGUAAGCAUAUUUUGUGGCAGCAGGGAUAUAGCAUUAUAACAUUCCCACAAAGUCUUUUUACAGCAAUACCUGGUGUGAGUUGUGGGCAAUUAAGAGAGGCCUUAUGGUGAAUGUUUUCCUGUUGUUCGCCAGACCUUGUGUACCCCACCUUGCUCAAUGUAGUUCUUUGAGCCACUUAGCGGGGUUUAAUUCUUUGAGCUCAUUUGUGUGGACCAUACAGUUUGACAAACCCUUAAAAAUGGACAAACCACAUUUGUCAAGUUGUGCAAUAUGACAGGGUGAAGCUUUUUUAUAUAUAUAUAUAGGUGCACAGAAACUUAUCAGAUCUUUGGGACAUACUGGAAACAGCAUAUAAAGUUUUCUUAACGUAUGCUUUGUGCAAAGCUGAUGUUCAUAGUGCAGUUGACAGCUGCUAUAUAGAUGUUUGUGAUUGUGUAAUCUGUGGCAUACUGAAGAGGAUGGGAGAGGAGAGGAAGUUAUUUGUCAGCCCCAAUCAACACAAGAGUGGUAGCCAAAAAUUCUUGUAAUGGAAAGUCUCAACAUAUUUCUUUAAGUUUACAGAAAUUAAAUUUCUUGGCGUAGUCCUUUAUAAAGUCUUUUUAGUCUUCUACAAAAUAAUCAAAUGAUGUGUGACUGGGGAUGCAUUUUGCAUCGCUGGCCACCCAAAACCCUGAGCUAAAAAGAUGUUAGCCAUUGGUUAUCUUUGUUACUAGCACUAGAAGCAGGGAUAAAGUUUCAUUUGUCAGUCAUUACAACUGAUAUUCGAGUCCCAGUAUGUCCAGGAACAGAAGUAUUACAAACGUGUUCCUCAACUGCAAUUUUUCUGGUCAGACAAAUGAAGGUAUUCCAGAUGUGUUCACUAAAGACGAUUUCAAAAACUGUU
Messenger RNA from Pomacea canaliculata, 4514 nucleotides. RefSeq names its product protein phosphatase 1 regulatory subunit 21-like. The transcript is spliced from 20 exons. The record is from RefSeq and is a predicted model, not a curated record. Lineage: Eukaryota; Metazoa; Mollusca; Gastropoda; Architaenioglossa; Ampullariidae. Bases 23 to 2506 code for a protein of 827 amino acids. Gene Ontology annotation, cellular component: membrane; early endosome.